Molecule: messenger RNA, 4022 nt
Organism: Ixodes scapularis (black-legged tick)
Lineage: Eukaryota; Metazoa; Arthropoda; Arachnida; Ixodida; Ixodidae
Product: dual specificity mitogen-activated protein kinase kinase 7
Exons: 7
Coding region: 220-1428 (402 amino acids)
Biological process (GO): protein phosphorylation
Molecular function (GO): ATP binding; protein kinase activity
Source: RefSeq, a predicted model, not a curated record
UUUCGAUGUUUCGACGGUUUCGAAGCGCUUCGCAAGAGCUGCCGAAAAUGCCCACAGUCACGCAGUGAACUUACCUAAAUUUUACGACAAUAUUAAUAAUUCUAAUAAGUGACAUUAGUUAUUUAUUAUUUUAUAAAAAGUGUCUGCAAUCGCUUGAGCGCACGAAACUAGAAAAUAACGCCAGAUACGUAUCUGCGGUGGCCGUCGACAUCAGUGAUCAUGAUGGCGGCGAUAGCUUCAUUUCAGAAAAAAAUAGCCGAUCUUCAGGCUCGGCUGAUGGCCGAGAAUGACGCGAAGAGUAGAGACAAACUGCCUCGGGAUCUCAACUUAAACUUCUCGAGUCCGCAACACACACCACGAUCGAGGCCCAGGCCAUUCCUGCUUGGAGAGAUGACGGCAGCUGGCCGGUCCACCCGACAGUUCUCGCUGCCCACCUCCAGUCCCGUGAUGACCAGACAGGACAGCGGGGGUGCAGAGUCGGAGCGCAAGCUGCAGGAGAUCCUGCAGGCGGGCAACGUGCUGACGAUAGGCGGCCAGCGGCACCGGGUAAAGACCGAGGACCUGGAGCAGUUGGGGGACCUGGGGUGCGGCACGUGCGGCCACGUGGUGAAGAUGCGCCACAGGCCCACGGGCAAGGUGCUGGCGGUGAAGCAGAUGAGGCGCUCUGGCAACCGGGAGGAGAACAAGCGCAUCACGAUGGACCUGGAGGUGGUGCUGCGCUGCCAGGACUGCCCCCACAUCGUCCAGUGCCUUGGCUACCUGAUGACGGAGGGGGAGGUGUGGAUCUGCAUGGAGCUGAUGUGCACCUGCCUGGACAAGCUGCUGCGGCGGCUGCGGCCCCGGGCCCUGCCCGAGGACAUCCUGGGCCGCACGGCCCUGGGGGUGCUGCGGGCCCUGCACUACCUCAAGGAGCGCCACGGCCUCAUCCACCGGGACGUGAAGCCCUCCAACGUGCUGCUCGACCGGGCCGGAAGGGUGCGCCUGUGCGACUUCGGCAUCAGCGGCCGCCUCGUCGACUCCAAGGCCCGCACGCGAUCGGCCGGCUGCGCCGCCUACAUGGCCCCCGAGCGGAUCGACCCGCCGGACCCGACCAAGCCGGACUACGACAUCCGGGCGGACGUCUGGAGCCUGGGCAUAUCCAUGGUGGAGCUGGCCACGGGCCAGUUCCCGUACAAGGACUGCAAGACGGACUUUGAGGUGCUGAGCCGGGUGCUGCAGGAAAAGCCCCCCAGCCUGCCGAACGACGGGUCCUUCUCCCCCGAGUUCUGCUCCUUUGUCAAAGACUGCCUUACAAAGGACUACAGGGAGAGGCCCAAGUACCGGGAGCUCCUGGAGCACCCGUUCAUCAAGCGCUACGAAACGAAGGAGGUGGACGUUGCGGCCUGGCUGGCGGAGGUCAUGGACGGCUCUUCCGAGGACGGACUGUGAGCGCGGGGGCGCAACCGAACCCAACCCAUGCCCCGAGCGGGAGAUGCGGAGCCCCGCUUCGGGCUGCCAUGCCCUCCACAUUUUCUGUUUAAGGGUAGCGGCGACGCGUGGCUUUCGCCGAAGGGGCUUAAGCCCCGCCCCCCCAAAAAGUAUGGGAGACGCGCCCUCGGCUUGGGGUUUUGCUCGCGGCGCCGGUUCUUUGGGAGGGCUCUAGGGGGUGCCAGACAUGGGGAGGGGGGGCACAGUCAAAGCGAAGCACGAUGGGGCGUUUCGCACGUCGCUCGAGCGUAGCACUCUUUAUUUGUGCAAGUGUCUGGGCGUUGCCUUUUUUUGGGGGGGCUUUCUGCGUGCGAAGAGGCCUGCGCCAUGUUUAUUGUGCACCGUUGCCAGUCUCGCUCGGUUGUGCCUUUCUUUCUCGAGUAGCGAGCCACUGGUCGAGUUUGGUUGUCUUCUCCCCCUCAUGGUUCGGUUCUCGAUCGAGGUGGUUUGUCGUCGAUAGUCCGUGCAAAAAGCUCUCGUCUCCAACGGGAACUGCGGCCGUCGUCUCAUGCGGCUCCAUUCGCCCGUCCGAGCACGAGUCGCUAGCCGUGACCGAGACACAAUAGCUACGAGACUCUCUGGACCUCGGUGUCGUUGCAGGUGCGUCGCGGUCAGUUUACACGCCCUGCGGUCUGCGUGCGAAGUGACAAAGUCACAAGUCGACUUUGCAGUUUCGGACGUUUACGUGCCGUCGGGUUGGGAAGCGGUCGACAUACCAAAGCGGUAGUGUUAUUUGUACAGUCGUCGCUCCCGUUUCUUUUUCGUUAGGGCAAGUUUUACAUCUGAAGUUUUUUAGCGUUUAAUCUCUUUUAAAUGCUUUGAGAAAGCUUCUUUUUCCUCGGCCUUUUCUUCUGUGACGAGUGCGGCUGGCGCGCGCUUUGUUUCUUGCCGCACGAAAGUCGCCGGCCCUGUGCCUCGAAAAGACAAAGCGCGUGUCACGAGCCGGGCUCGUCUGCGCUGCCGAGGCUGCCUCGUCUCUUCGACUUGGUUAACAAUAGACCCUUUUCGAAAUUUAGGCUGGCAACUUUGAUCACCAUCGUCAUCUCGGUGCUUGGCAUCGGCGCCAAAUUAAUGGCAGCCUUCUUGAGGAUGAUGAAGGAAGAAGUUGAAGAUAUUACCGAGCGGAGGACACGCGAGGCCUGUACAUUCGAGACGUCUAUACAACGCGAUGUACUGAUUGAAUGCACAGGCUGCUUAAACGUCUAUUUUAGAGUCUGUUCCAAGCAAUUUUUUGGCAUAAGCUUGGCUCUAUAAAACCUUUUGAUGGCAGAAAUUUAGUAGAGGGGCCUACGAGUCGCGGGUUUGUACCGGCCAGUUCUUAUCCUCGCACCGUUGAAACGGACACAAAUCAAGAAAGACUUUUAAGAUGAUCGACGAAGCAAUACUCAUCCGCCAUUGGUGUGCCGAAGUGACAGUGCCCGACGAAAUACAGUUUCGUGACCGCCAUUAGCUUAUUGAAUGUGAAACUACUUUUUGAGCCACCAGGUGGCGCUGAAUUUUGAAAAGGGUCUGUUGAGAAGUUUGUUUUAGAAAGGGUCAUUGCAGGAACGGCGACGUCCACGCCACUCUUCUGGGGGUUGUGAAACGUUUUAUCUGGCGUCAGCUGCUCGUAUUUACGGUGGAAAGAAAAGACUGUGAGCAUACCUCCAUCUAGUGAGAUUUUGUUUUCACACGCGUGUAGCAUUGCAGUUUGGAGAAAUGCUUUUUUCGUGGCCUCUUCGUACGGAGUGCAGGGAGUUAUCAUGGGGGGGGGUCCCUGUCUGUGUUUUAACGGUGUCCGCCUACUUAAAUCUCUCGGCGCGCGUUUUGUCGACGAGUUGUUGUACAUAAUUCUGCACCAGAGGCACGCAGCAGGUGCACGUCGAUCCGUGCAGCGACUGUACAUAAUAAGGCGGCACGAUUGGCCCCGCCCCUUCUCCUUCGAGAGGUACUGGUGACCGUGCGGAAGACCGUCUGGCAUCUGAUACGGACGCGCACCACGCUCGGGGAAGGCCACCAGCAUGGCUUCCUCUGGCAAAAACAGUUGCACUUGUCUGGUGAAAAGAAAAAUACCUAGUCAGUUUUGCUUCCUUUAUUUUUUUUUUACCCUUUCAUAUACAUGCUUAGUGGGGCCCGAUAAGUAGCGAAGAAUUUCGCCGCGCAACGGCUGCAAUGCAAAGAAUUGUGGGAAGCGUGCUUAGAGAGAAGAAAUUUCUUUGAGGCUCGUGUCCAGUUGCGAGGUAUCGAAGCGUCUUCCGUUGCGGGGGACGUGGGCUGCAUCAUUCCGCUCGCAGCGGCAGACGAGUCGCCUCGUCGGUCCCUCGAGGAGAAUCUCAAGGACGGCGCGUGCAACGAUCUCUCCGGAGCCGUCCGACAAUGCCCAAGUCCGGUCUGCUCCGUGCGGCGCUUCCUUCCGUGGGUGGCUCGCUCUCGCGCGACUCGGGCAUGGCGGGGGUCGGAAGGGGCGCCGCUUUCGGGGGGCGGCUUUAGUUCACUCUUUCCCGCGGAACCGCGGUGUACAUUGGAAAGGGACCGCUUUGCUCACAAAGUGAAAUAAACUGACGUUUCGCGGUUCA